This is a messenger RNA of Mya arenaria, 1512 nucleotides long. RefSeq names its product chitinase-3-like protein 2. The transcript is spliced from 7 exons. Gene Ontology annotation, cellular component: extracellular region. Bases 1 to 1425 code for a protein of 474 amino acids. Gene Ontology annotation, biological process: carbohydrate metabolic process; chitin catabolic process. Gene Ontology annotation, molecular function: chitinase activity; chitin binding. The record is from RefSeq and is a predicted model, not a curated record. Lineage: Eukaryota; Metazoa; Mollusca; Bivalvia; Myida; Myidae.
AUGGUCAGGAGUAUAUCAUAUAUCAUCGUCGGAAUCCUGUGUAACUUGGGAUGUGCAUUUCUGCUACAAAAUUGGAAUGCAGGGAACAAACUUAAAAACUUCUGUUACUUCACAAACUGGUCUCCUUCCUUGGCCAACUUUGAGGCCCGUUUUGACGUUGAAAAUAUCAACGCUACAUUAUGCAGCCACCUGAUUUACGCCUUUGCCAACAUUGACGUGGUAGAGCUCAAAAUCGUAAAAUCCGAAAUCGGGGACGAUAACGGCUCUCUGACAAACAAGCAAGGUCGAUAUUUCGAGUUCAACAAACUUAAAAUCCGCAAUUCGGAGUUGGUAACGCUGUUGUCCAUCAGCGGCACUAACGGCAAAGGAUGGUUCCAGGUGGUUGCGAGCGAAACCAGCAUGCAGACGUUCGCACAAAACGUGGCAAUCUUCUUGAGGGACCGCGAUUUCGACGGCAUUGACCUUGACUGGGAGUACCCGUUAGAGCUCUACAGGAACAAGUUCACACAGCUGCUUCAGGUGUUCCGACGACAGUUUGAGAACGAGGCGAUGCAGACCAGCAAACCGAGGCUCCUUAUCUCCAUCGCUGUCGGCGUCAGCGAGUACACAAUAUCCAAGUCAUACAACAUCCCGCAAAUCAGCAGUUACGUGGACUUCAUACAGGUGAUGGCGUACGACUUCCACGGUCCAUGGAGUCAGGUGACGAGCUUCUCAUCCCCACUCUACUCGCGAGGAUCCAACACCCGUUUCAACCAGCAAUACAGCCAGCAAUGGGCGAUAGAUCGGUGGAUAUCUGGCGGGGCUCCACGUAACAAGCUCGUGCUGGGACUGACCGGGAUCGCCACGACCUUCACCUUAGCCAAUAUAACGGACGCCGGGGUCGGGGCGGCAGUAGCGGGGCCGGGGAAGACCGGACCCUACCUGGGACACGAGGGGCACGCAACCUACUAUAGGGUAUGUGAGCUGAUUCGGAAUGGGGCCGUUUACCGUUUUGACGAGGAACAAAAGAUGUCGUAUGCCGUUCUGGAAGACCAGUGGGCUGGCUACCCCACGCCCAAGAGUAUGAAGGAAAAGGUUCGGUUUGCGCACAGUCGGGGCCUGGCGGGGACCAUGUUUUGGUCUCUUGAGGUGGACGACUUCAAGGGUACGUAUUGCAAUGCCGGCCAGUUCCCGCUCCUCACGGCCGUCUACGACACUAUUCAGGAAAUGGCGCCCUAUGCCGCCUCCGGUCAGUUGACAGUACGAACCACGGAAAGACCUCAAAUCACUACUGUUGACAUUGGACUGCAACACAAGACAAACAAAAACGGUAUUCAUUUCUACGAUAUGGUAGACUCUGCCCAGAUAUCCAGCCUUAAUUUUCUUUUACUUAUUUCUUGUAUGUGUGUGUACAACAUAUUCAGUUACGGACGUCAUUUUCGAUGAAACAGGAUCAACACAAACUUUUAACCAUGCGUUGCAUCCGAUUAUGUAGACUAUCAGACCUCGUCUGGGAAAAAAGAAAUCAGAAAG